GCGAGCAGAAUGGCACCACACGCAUGCUCCUCACCUACAUCCCCUACUUCAAGGAGGUCAUCGUCGUCUCCUUCCACUGCGACCACUGCGGCGCGCGCAACAACGAGAUCCAGAGCGCAGGACAGAUCCAGGGUGCGUGUGGCGCGCGAGAGAGGCAGGCCAGGAGGGAGCAGCCACCAGACUGGCGUGCACUGCCACGCGCAGCCAGGAGGGAGCAGCGUGGUGGGCAACCCACUGCCACGUUCAGCCGCGAGGCAGCAGCGUGGCGGGCAGAUCUGGUGUGCACUGCCACGCGCAGUCCUGGCGCCUCGAUGAGCUGUGUCGACACUGCUGCUGGCAGAUGCUCGCCUCGCUGCGCGCCGUCCGAGGGCGCCGUGGCCAGCUGGCUCACACUGUACGCAUUUCCCUUGCAGAGAAGGGCAUCCUGUACACCGUCUACCUGACCUCGGCCGACGAUCUGGACCGGCAAGUGGUCAAGUCCGAGUUUGCCACUCUCACGAUCCCCGAGCUGGAGCUCUCCAUCCCGCCCAAGCGCGGCCAGCUCACCACCGUCGAAGGCAUCGUCUCCGACACGCUGCGCGACCUCUCCAUGGACCAGCCUCUGCGGCAGCAUGCGCAGCCCGAGGCGUAUGCCAAGAUUGAGGAGAUCUGCACCAGGCUGCGCUCCAUUCUGGGCGAGGACAAGGAGGGCGAAAAGGUGGCCAAAGAGCAGCGAGAGUUUGCGCCUUUCAGUCUGCGUCUCGACGAUCCUUCCGGCAACUCGUUUAUCGAGUUUACCGGCGCCGUCGGCCAGCUGGGCGCGGCAGACAACAAGUGGACGAAGCGCGACUAUGCACGCAGCGUCGAGCAGAACUCGGUGCUGGGCCUUGCCGCGCCGCCAAAGGCGCCCACGACGGUUGAGCGCGACGAGGGCGGAGGCUUUAGCAAGAAGCAGGGAGAGACGGAGUUCGACAAUGAGGAGGUCUUUGCGUUUGACGGCACGUGCAGUUCGUGCUCGGCGCCGCUUCAGACGCUCAUGAAGCAGGUCACCAUUCCGUACUUCAAGGACAUCAUCAUCAUGUCGACCAACUGCGACGCGUGUGGCUAUCGCGACAACGAAGUCAAGUCGGGCUCUGCCAUUUCGGCGCAGGGGCGCAAGCUGACGCUGCGCGUCGAGGAUGCCUCUGAUCUCUCGCGCGAUCUGCUCAAGUCCGAGUCUGCCGGCCUGUCGAUUCCCGAGAUCGACCUGCACCUGAACCCGGGCACGCUGGGCGGGCGCUUCACGACGCUCGAGGGCCUGCUGCAGCAGGUGUACGACGAGCUCUCGACGCGCCUCCUCUCCGGCGACUCGUCGAGCCGCAGCGACACGGGCAAGUUUGAGGCCUUUCUCGGCAAGCUCAAGGCGGCCAUGGGUGCCGAAUGCUGUCCCUUCACCGUCAUUCUCGACGAUCCGCUGGCGAACAGCUACAUCCAGAACCCAUAUGCGCCCGACGCCGACGAGCAAAUCGAGGCGCUCGACUAUGAGCGCUCGCACGAGCAAAACGAGGAUCUGGGCAUCAACGACAUGCGCCUGGAGGGCUACGAGGAGGAACAUGUGCAGUGGCAGAAGGAGCAGGCCGCGGCGUCGGCUGCGGCGGCGGAGAGGCAACGCGAUGAGCCAGAGGGAGAGGCAGACUCGAAAAGGCCAAAGACGAUCUCCGAGGAGGAGGUGGAGGAGUACAUCAAGCCGGCGCCCCCCGGUGUGGGCGCGGCGCUUCAACCGUUGGAGCCCGAUGAGAUGGAGACGUGAGGUGGGGCGCAGGAACGGGCGCAGCAUGGUAAUAGAUGAUGAUGAUGAGACGCCCCUAUCGAUU
Tilletiopsis washingtonensis is the source of this 1832-nucleotide messenger RNA. Its product is annotated as zf-ZPR1-domain-containing protein. Gene Ontology annotation, cellular component: nucleus; cytoplasm. The record is from RefSeq and is a predicted model, not a curated record. NCBI's taxonomy places the organism in Eukaryota, Fungi, Basidiomycota, Exobasidiomycetes, Entylomatales. The transcript has 2 exons. Bases 341 to 1768 code for a protein of 475 amino acids. Gene Ontology annotation, molecular function: zinc ion binding.